CUUGAUGUUAAACUUCUGCCUCAGACAUUUAGUUAUAGAAUAACAGGAUAAACUGCAUCUGUUACGAAUGAUUCAUGAAAUAUGUGCAAUGGAUGGGCAAAUCUUUCGGAGAUGGAUGAUUGCCAUUUACAUUAUUUCUACUUCAAUUUCUCAGUCUGACGGGAGGAGACCUGUGGAGGGACACUGGGGAGACUGGGGCCCCUGGUCCGGAUGUGCCGCCUCCUGUGGCUCCGGUAUUUCUACCAGGACAGCAAAAUGGAUUAUGAACGGCAUUACCACAGAGCAUCUAUUUUAUGAUCUCAUGGAAUGCUCAGCUGAGGUCAAUUGUCCUGCGGAUGGGUAUUGGGGCAUGUGGACAAGAUGGAGCAACUGUCCGGUUAUGUGCGGGGGUGGUGUUCAGAAGCGCCACCGGAAAUGUGACAAUCCUAAGCCGACCAAUGGAGGAAGGGAAUGUGGAGGGCGUGACUUUGAACAGCAGAUCUGCAACAAUAGAACAUGCCCAGGUAUUCCAAAAGAUUUUGAUCCGAUCAUAUGUAUGACUGAUGUUUUUAUAUGUAAAAGUGCUAAGUUCUGCAUCCCAAGAAAGUUUGAAUGUGAUGCUAAACUUGAUUGUGACGACGGAAGUGACGAAAUCGAUUGCGUAAUAGCUGUUCAAUCGGAAACUACAGACAAUUCAGGGUAUAGGUUGUUUACAUCAACAAAAGAGUUUAUUUUGUUAUUCACAAUAUUAAGACUUGUUUGGUCUUUAUAG
Messenger RNA from Saccostrea cuccullata (small rock oyster), 751 nucleotides. RefSeq names its product thrombospondin-1-like. The coding region runs from base 68 to 751 and encodes 227 amino acids. Gene Ontology annotation, molecular function: protein binding. The record is from RefSeq and is a predicted model, not a curated record. The transcript is spliced from 6 exons. NCBI's taxonomy places the organism in Eukaryota, Metazoa, Mollusca, Bivalvia, Ostreida, Ostreidae.